This is a messenger RNA of Cyphellophora attinorum, 1497 nucleotides long. RefSeq lists its product as uncharacterized. Gene Ontology annotation, molecular function: SUMO ligase activity; zinc ion binding. The record is from RefSeq and is a predicted model, not a curated record. Bases 1 to 1497 code for a protein of 498 amino acids. The transcript is spliced from 2 exons. Gene Ontology annotation, biological process: double-strand break repair via homologous recombination; protein sumoylation. Lineage: Eukaryota; Fungi; Ascomycota; Eurotiomycetes; Chaetothyriales; Cyphellophoraceae. Gene Ontology annotation, cellular component: Smc5-Smc6 complex; nucleus.
AUGCCAUCCAUUGCGGUCGCCCCCGAGGCUCUCGAGGCAGCUCUCUCAGACACAGCCAAAGGCAAACUCGAAGCCCUGCAGCGCAAAUAUGAAGGACGGAACCAGAAUGCAGGCCUCGACAACCACAUCCGCGCGGCCAGUCAGCUCCUCAGCGACAUUGUCCAUCCCAUCAGCGUCGCCAAAGUCGAGCGCCGUCGAAAAUUCGAGAACUUGGUGGCUCGCGAGAAGGACAGAGGCGACCCCAUGGAUCCCGAGGAGCAUGCGCAACGGGAGGGCGAUGUCAACGAGUUCGAAGGCCGAGUAGAGGACAUCACCAAGAAGAUGGACACUGCGAUACGGCAAAUCAUCGACGACCGAGUAUGGCUAGAACAGUUGGGCCUCAAUCUCAAGCACAUCACUAGCCGAAACAAUACCAACAACGCCCGCUCAACACAAGCCACCCAGAGGACUACCCAACGCUCCAUCGUGCCCACACAAGACGCCACUCCUCGAGAUGACGACGACGACGAAGACGAGCCAGAAGAGAACAACGCCCCACCACCCUACGAAGAGACCCCAACGGCCCUCCUCUCAGCCGCACUCCUCACCCACACCACCACCCGCGACGCAAAAUCCCUCACCGACCGCUACGCCCACGACAAUGACUACGCCGGCUGUCCCCGCACCCGCACUCUGGUUCGCGCCGAGGAUGGCAACGCCCUCACUACCAACAACGCCGCAGACGACACGAUGGAGGUCGUCGGCGAGCGCGUCAGCGUCAAGUGCCCCAUGACAAUGCAGUACUUCAUUGACCCCGUCACGAGUGAUAUCUGUCGGCACAGCUACGAGAAGACGGCGAUACUGGACUACCUAAAAAUGUCGGAGGAUCGUGUACCGUAUACGCCUGAGCAGCAGGCUCAGCUGGAAGGGCUACGUGGGGCACCUCGCGCCAGUCUCGAGAGGAAGUUCCGCGUCCCACGCGUCAAGUGUCCCGUGGCAGGCUGCGACCAGCUUAUGCUGGAGAAAGACCUACGACCUGAUCCAUUCAUACGCAGCCAAGCCGUUCGAGCACAAGCAAAGAAAGAGGAGCAGAAGAGGAAAGACGCGGAGAGGGAGGCAAGGCGCGCUAAGAAAGCUAAGGCUGCUAAGCAGCGCAACAGGAGCGGUGAUGAUGAAGAUGACAUCUCCAAUGUCGAGGACUCGGACCCCAACGACUCCACGGAAGACGACUCCGACGACGACGAUGUCAUCGCAGGCACCCAGCGACGGCCGGUUGGGUUGGGAAGCAGUCCGGUUCCAGACCGGGGAGUUAGCGCGGCAAGGAAUGUCAAGAGAGAGGAAAUGUUCCGUAGCAGUGCAGCUGGUGGCAGUGGCAGAGGGAGAGUCAACGUGCAGAUACCUAGCAGUCAGCGAUCUCGGCGGCAGCAGUCACAGAGCGAGGUAGACGAGGACGGUGACGAGGCGGACGAGGAUGAUGACGACGAACAAGAAGAGGGCGACACGGAGAUGAGUGGAUGA